AUGGAAAUUUGGAAAAAAAACAGAACAGGAGCUUUGAGUAAAAAUAAUGGAGGAGAGGACACUUUACAAUUUAUGUUAAAAAAAAUCAGGGUAUACAGUAACACACGUGUACGACGUGUACGACGGGAAACAACUAUAACACUAUGGCCUGAUGGGAUAAUCCCAUACACUAUACCUGCUUCUCAAUAUACUGAAGAGCAACAGAAAAAGAUACGGGUUGCUAUGAACAGAUGGGAGGAGGUCACGUGUAUCGAGUUUGUACCAUAUACGGAAGAAUUACGAAAACAAAUGGGCGCCAAACGAUUUAUUGAAUUUUAUCUUGGGUCAACAUGUUUCUCUAAGAAUGGACUGGCUAGUAGACAACCACAAACAAUUGGCAUCAGUCCCGGUUGUCUUGAUACAGUUUCUAUAGUCCAUGAAAUUGGUCAUGCUAUUGGUCUCGUCCAUACACAGCGCCGAGCGGAUAGAGAUGGUUACGUCAUAGUCCACUAUGAUAAUAUCAACAUGGCUUCCUUCGCCCAGUUUGAUACGACAGUGAUGCGGGGAACCCCCUAUGAUUUAUUCGGAACGGUGUAUGACUAUGCCAGCGUUAUGCAUUAUAAACCAAAGUCUUGGUCAAAUAACGGACAAGCGGUAUUGGAAACUAAAGACCCAGCAUAUCAAUCUGUUAUUGGUCGAGCAACAAAAAUCAGCUUUUAUGAUGCAAUGUGGGUAAACAGAGCUUAUAGAUGUAAUGAGCAAUGCGACAAAUCUAAGCGAUGUCUGAAUGGAGGCUAUAUAGGUGGCAGCACAUGCAAGUGUAUAUGUCCAGAUGGUUUUAUAGGCUACCAUUGUGAAGCACCUAUACCUGGAUACCAAAGAAUAAUUACUUGGAGAUGUCCUGCAGGAUGGGUAUUUGCCAAUGGUCGUUGUUACAGACUGUAUCCUAAUAUUUAUAUCACGUACGACGCAGCUUUAAAUUUCUGCACAAAUCAGAGAGCUACUCAUGUCACAUUUGAAACCGGAGUCGACAAGGACUGGGUGGUAAAUACGCUUGAAGAAAUGAAGUUUACUGGCGACACCCAAAGUAUCUGGUUAGGAGUUAGACGUACUGCCAGUGAAUGGUUAAAUAGUCUACCUUAUUACCAAUGGCUUGACGGACAAGCAUAUAAUGAUUCCCUUAUGUCAAUUCACGAUCUCGGUACAGAGGAAGGAGAUACUUGUGGAUCCACUGAUGGUCAGUUUCUGUCAAUAGGACCCUGUUCGAAGAAUUCUUACAGAGGAUUUAUCUGCAUGAAGAAUUUUGACACAGCUUGUGGUGGCAGGUUUCGUCUCCGAAACAAGGAACAAUAUAUUACCUCCCCUGGAUAUCCCAAUGAAUACACAGACAGCAUGGAAUGUCAAUAUGUUAUACAGACAAGACGAGACAGGCGAAUAGAAGUAACAUUUGAGGUUUUUGGAUUGGAUGUAACAAGUGGUUGUCAAGACGACUAUGUUCUGGUACAAAACUCAUACAGUGCAUUAGAUACAGGAAAGAAAUAUUGCGGCGAAGGACUAAGAAACAAAACAUUGACCUCAGAUGGUAAUCUUAUGAUCCUCACUUUCAUAUCAGACAUGCGCACAUCUGGUAUAGGAUUCAAAGCAAAAGUAAAGGCAAUACGACCAAGAUAUGGUUCUGGACGAGGAGAACCAACAAACUUUCUCGGUUCUUUCUACUCGGUUUUCUCUUCCAACAACGAACAGACACAAUCUAAUUCAUAUCUUGAAAGUGCAUGGAAUAUAUUUAGAAAUAUGGACCUAUCAAAUAUUCUUCGAUAAUAGAAGAAAGUAUAUGUUUGUGUUGCAGUUUAACAAAUAUUGCUGUGGCAAUGCUUUUUCAACAUUUAGCUCUUUCCAGAAAACUUAUUCUUGAGUAACAAAAAACAGAUUUUCAUGUU
Molecule: messenger RNA, 1916 nt
Organism: Mytilus trossulus (common blue mussel)
Lineage: Eukaryota; Metazoa; Mollusca; Bivalvia; Mytilida; Mytilidae
Product: protein SpAN-like
Exons: 13
Coding region: 1-1797 (598 amino acids)
Biological process (GO): proteolysis
Molecular function (GO): metalloendopeptidase activity; zinc ion binding
Source: RefSeq, a predicted model, not a curated record